Babjeviella inositovora NRRL Y-12698 is the source of this 396-nucleotide messenger RNA. RefSeq names its product DOPA 4,5-dioxygenase family protein. The transcript has a single exon. Bases 1 to 396 code for a protein of 131 amino acids. The record is from RefSeq and is a predicted model, not a curated record. Lineage: Eukaryota; Fungi; Ascomycota; Pichiomycetes; Serinales.
AUGUCUGCCGAAACUGCCCAUACCACAUUCUUUGGUAACAUCGAAGCCUAUGAUGUACAUGUUUACUAUGAUAACGACAAUCCUGGGGAAAAACAAUUUGCCUUGGACCUUCAUGAGUCCUUCAAGACCGAGCUAGCCGAUUUAGUCGCCAAAGGUGAUAUUCGUCUUCUUAAAUUUAUUGACCAUUCAGUGGGGCCCCACCCGACUGGUAUGUUUAAGGUUGACCUCCGGACAACCGAAGCUUUUGUUAGAGCCGUCCCUUUUUUCCAAAUUAGUCACGGGAACUUGAGUGUGUUGAUCCAUCCUAUUUCUGAUCAAGGUGAUCUAGCUGACCACACCAAACACGCUUUGUGGUUGGGUGAAAAACAGCCAUUGUUAUUGCAUGUAUUGAAGUAA